CUCACUGCCAUUCUGGCAACGGCAAACACAUACCUUGUUUUCUUGAUUCGGACCCAUCAAGAAACACCUUCGACUGUCCCUCAAUUGAGCAAAAUUCACCCUGCGAGAAAAAGCAUAUUAAAAAAAACCCAAAAUAAAAGAAAAAUAAAAAAGGAGAAUUCCUUUUUUAUCCUUUGGACGUCCGGCGCCGUCGAUUCGCUCCCGAUCCUCGUCGAUGCUUGGAGAAUGUAGGUAUUAUAAUCUACUUUGUCUCAAUGGAGAGUGAAGUCCUAGAGGAGGAUGAUCAAAUAAAUAACUGCUGAUUGAUUGUGUUGAGGAUCUUCAAAGUCUGACACUUAUUAUGCUUUAUUCUAGGUGAUCUCUUUCAUUGACUUAUGAUGGAUAUAAGUAGCACAGAGUUGAAUGAACAGACACAGAUGCUUCCUCCUCCACCUGGAACCUUUGUAGAUCGUGAAGAACUUAUCCAGCAUGUUGGUGAAUUUGCUGGAUCACAAGGGUACGUGGUAACUAUUAAGCAAUCAAAGAGAGAAAAAGUGGUAGUCCUUGGCUGUGACAGAGGAGGUGUCUAUCGUAACAGGAGGAAAACUGUUGAUGAGUCCUCUGUUGAAUGUAUUCGCAGAAGAAAGACUGGUUCUCGGCUUACAAAUUGUCCUUUUGAAGUUGUGGGUAAAAAGGAUGAUGGUUUGUGGGUACUUACUGUUAAAAAUGGAACCCACAACCAUGAGCCCUUGAAGGACUUUGCAGAACAUCCUUCUGCUCGUCGAUUUUCAGAGAAAGAAGUCUUGUUAAUUAAAGAAAUGACAGAGGCUGGAUUAAAACCUCGGCAAAUACUAAAGAGACUAAGGCAGAGCAAUCCUGAUCUUUUAUCGACACCAAAGCAUGUCUAUAAUGUCAAAGCCAAGCUCCGGCAAGGAAAUAUGUCAGUGAGAAACUACAAGUCAUUGAGACCUCAGAAAUCUGCUGUAAGAAACAAUUAUUUGUCAGUUAUGGAACCAUCCUGGAGGCAACGGAACCCUCCGAGGGUUCCCAAUCUCAUUGGGGGCAGAUUUGUUGAUUCACAGUCAUUUGCAUCUAUUGAUGUUAUAAACCCUGCAACACAGGAAGUGGUUUCUCAAGUUCCUAUGACUACAAAUGAGGAGUUCAGAGCUGCGGUAUUUGCAGCUAAACGGGCUUUUCCAUCAUGGCGUAACACUCCCAUUACCAGCCGACAGCGUAUAAUGUUCAAGUUUCAAGAGCUCAUUCAGAGAGACAUUGAUAAGCUUGCUAUGAACAUUACCAAUGAACAUGGGAAGGCAUUGAAGGAUGCAUAUGGUGAUGUCUUGAGUGGAAUAGAGGUGGUUGAACAUGCUUGUGGAUUGGCCACUUUGCAAACUGGGGAAUUUGUUUCCAACGUACCAAAUGGGGUCGAUACUUAUACCAUUAGAGAGCCGCUUGGUGUUUGUGCUGGUAUUUGUCCCUUCGACUUUCCAGCUAUGAUUCCCUUAUGGAUGUUAUCUAUUGCAGUUACUUGUGGCAAUACUUUUAUACUGAAGCCAUCAGAGAAGGAUCCAGGGGCUGCUGUGAUGCUUGCUGAGCUAGCAGUGGAGGCUGGUUUGCCUAAUGGUGUUUUGAAUAUUGUUCAUGGCACCAAUGAAAUCAUUAAUGAUAUGUGUGAUGAUGAUGACAUCAAAGCUAUAUCUUUUGUUGGCCCAUAUACAGUGGGUGCUUAUGUGUAUUCUAGAGCUUCAGCCAAAGGAAAACGUGUUCAGUGCAAUAUUGGAGCCAAAAACCAUGCAGUUGUAAUGCCUGAUGCAAGCAUGGAGACUACGCUGAAUUCUCUGGUUACAGCUGGCUUUGGUGGGGCAGGACAGAAGUGCAUGGCACUCAGUACAGUUGUUUUUGUUGGCGGCAUGACUCCAUGGGAAGAUAAACUGGUGGAGCGUGCCAAAGCACUUAAGGUACAACCUGGAACAAAACCUGAUACAGACCUUGGUCCACUGAUUAGCAAGCAGGCAAAGGAACUCCUAUGUAGAUUGAUCCAAUCAAGUGUUGAAAGUGGUGCAAAACUAGUAGUUGAUGGGAGAAAUAUUGUGGUUCCUGGGUAUGAGCAUGGGAACUUCAUUGGCCCCACAAUCUUAUCUGAUGUCAAGGUCAGCAUGGAAUGUUACAAGGAUGAAAUUUCUGGCCCAGUUCUCCUGUGUAUGGAGGCUGAUAGCAUAGAAGAGGCUAUAGAUAUCGUUAACAGGAAUAAAUAUGGCAAUGGAGCUUCUAUAUUCACUACAUCAGGUAUAGCGGCAAGGAAAUUUCAAACAGAGGUUGAUGUCGGGCAGGUUGGCGUCAAUGUUCCAAUCUCAGUCCCACUGCCCUUUUCUUCGUUUAUCAGCUCCAAGCCGUACAUUGCUGGUGAUCUUAAUUUUGAUGGCAAGGCAGGAAUUCAGUUCUACACCCAGAUUAAAACAGUUACUCAACAAUGGAAGGAUCCAGAAGGCAGUGAUAUAGCAACUUUGCAAGUGCCAAGUUCGUAGAGUUCAUAAUAGACUAACACCAUAUUAUUUUAACUUUUUCCCCUUAUAAUCCCUAGUUGUGUUAAUAAAGAAAUAAGAUCGCAAUUUGUAUUACUCCUAGUCCUGUCCCUUAGCUUAAUUGCAUUUUCUUUGUUAUUAAUUUUUUAUUGAUUUCUGCUGUCAUGAAGAUGAUAAAAUGGAAAUUGAAUUGCCCCAUUUUGCUUUAAUAUUAAUUAUCAAUAAUAGAUAAGUGGCUGUACAAACUUGAAUUUGUCAAAAGGAAAUAAGCAUUGAGUA
Messenger RNA from Theobroma umbraticum, 2780 nucleotides. Its product is annotated as methylmalonate-semialdehyde dehydrogenase [acylating], mitochondrial-like. NCBI's taxonomy places the organism in Eukaryota, Viridiplantae, Streptophyta, Magnoliopsida, Malvales, Malvaceae. Gene Ontology annotation, cellular component: mitochondrion. Gene Ontology annotation, molecular function: methylmalonate-semialdehyde dehydrogenase (acylating, NAD+) activity. Gene Ontology annotation, biological process: thymine catabolic process; L-valine catabolic process. The record is from RefSeq and is a predicted model, not a curated record.